Messenger RNA from Coregonus sp. 'balchen', 1952 nucleotides. NCBI's taxonomy places the organism in Eukaryota, Metazoa, Chordata, Actinopteri, Salmoniformes, Salmonidae. The record is from the annotation of a GenBank genome assembly.
GUCCACAGAGACACAGCUCCCACCCUAGGAUGCUGAGUCCUGACAUUCCAUCGCCACAUACAUCAUUCAUCAGAGGCACAUAGGGUGUUUCGUGCGGCAGCCAUGGCGGCGCCCCUUGCGCAUUUCGAUGAUGAGUGGCACGAUUUUAAGGAAUUUGAGCCGGUUUCAGAGCAGGGGACUCGGGUGGACCGAGUAAACUUGGUUGUCGAGCAUGUGACGGGCGAUCUGAAGGUCCUUCCAGAGCUCAACAACAGCUUUUCUUUCGAAAUAGGCAGCUUCAAGUCCAUGGAAGAUCUGGUGAACGAUUUCGACGACAAAUUGACAGUGUGUUUCCGAAAUUUCAACACCAAAAAUGAGAACAUUGCCCAUGUAAACAUUAGCACCGAGGAUACAACAUUGAGGAACGACGAGUGAGUAUGCGAAGUUAGUUUGUAACAAGACCGUUCUUCCCUUGCAACAUACUAUCACAUUUCAAUGUCUCGCUCUGCAUAAUUGCGUUCCACUCAAACAUGCUGUCACGUGUAUUGAUGGUUGAUGCAAGCUGCGGACACAUUGUAUCAGAUAGGCUUAUAUCAUAUUUACACCUAUUCGAGAAUAUUGCUAUAGGCUAACAGUAAUGCUACAUUAAUUUCACUAGAAGUUUACGUUUAUAAUUAUGCUUUUUCAUGCAUUAUUGUUGCUAUGCACGUACUGUCAGUUGUGCUGAUGACUUGUCAAUAAGCAACGUUAUCAAUGAUCAUGUGACUGCUCCAUCAAGCUAGAUCUCAGAACUCACAUAAUCUCAGUUGACAACAUGUCAGUGCAUUGUGUCCCAAAUAUGCCUAACAAAGACAUCCCACUAAACUCUAGAUUAGAAUGUUGACCCAUAAACCCUUCCCUGGAGUUCAGAAUAAAUAGGACAAUUCACAUUUAUCUCCCCUAAAAUAUGAAAUAUUUGGCUCAUGUCUUGGGUAGAGAUAGUUGAUCCCACUGAUCUGUUUGUGGUUAAUAAAUAGUUAGUAUUAGGCUAUGCUGUUUAUAAAUGAUACAUUAGUUAUUAAUGUCUCACCCUUCCCCUUUUCACUAUACAUAAUACUGUCUUAAAGCAGUGCGGCUGUAGCAUUAUCAACAGUCCAAACAUUGCACAGCUGGCGGAUUAGUCCUCAUUACAUCUUUCUGCAUCCAAUUUGUGUUUUUGAUCGAAAAUGUACAGUAUCAUCUGGGUAAAUCUUUUGUAAGAUGUUUGUGAAAUUUGUGGCAUCUGUCCCUUAGUAACCAAUAUUUGGCUACAUGCACAGUGCAUUGUCAUUAUGACAAAUAUAACCACUGUUGACCAUUAUUAGAAGUUAGCUAUCACUUCUGUACAUGAGCUUUGGUCCUACAGGUGGUGGAGUUCACUUGUAUGUGUCUCUCAUCUCAUUUCCUCCACAGGAUCUGGAAUGCUCUCGCAGAUAAUUAUGGUAAUGUCAUGGCAGUGGACUGGAAACAUUCUCGAACGCGCUCCCUCCAUCUCCCCACUCUAAAACUUGAAGACAAACCAGUGAGUCAAGUUCUUGCUUCAUAGAGGGCUCUUUCUUUGUCCCUUUCCUUUCAUCCCCCCCCCCCCCCCCUCUCUCUCUCUCUCUCUCUCUCUCUCUCUCUCUCUCUCUCUCUCUCCUUCUAUCCCUACCACUCCCCCUCUCCCUACCCCUACCUUCCUGUCCAAUCUGUUUAUCGCCCCCAAUCUAAAAUUCAGAAUCCAUUGUGCCAGGAUUUAGUUUUGAUUAAAUCCCCUCCCCCUGACCUGUCAGAGGGUGGAUGAUGUAACACUGGAACUGUCCGACGACGAGGAGCUGAGGGAACAGAUGGACAUGCACACCAUCAUCGUCUCCUGCUUCAACGACGAACCCCUCUUCACCGCAGAACAGGUAGGGCUACCCACCAAUUUACCAACCUACCAACCCACAGCUCUGCCUGGAAUAGACCAAGACUGA